AUGGGAGGUGAAGAUGAAGAGGCUGAAGAUAUCCCACAUGUACAAACAGAACAAGUAGGAAACCAAACUCUACCCGAAGCUGAAGAUAUCCCAUAUGAAAGGACAAAACAAGUGGGAAACCAAACUCUACCUGAAUCAGAAUAUAGAGCUUCGGUUGAGUCACGACAUGUUCGUGGGAAUCUAGACGAAGAGCCAGCUGAUCCUAUUUAUGAUGGUCCCCACUACGACCCCAGAUGUGAACAUUCAACCCUAAAGUUCAUGGUGGGAAUGAGCUUCAAUUCCCCGGAGCAGUUCAAAGAGGCAGUGGAGGAACACUCCAUAGCAAUUGGAGGCGAUAUCAAGUGGACGAGAAGUGACAAGAAUAAGAAGCGAGCUGAAUGUCGCCAGAAGUGUGGGUGGUAUAUUUAUGGUAGUUGGCAUGCUCGUUCUUUGUUUAUGGUGAAGAAUCUGGGGAAGGAUCACACUUGUCCUAGGGCUGUCCGGAUGCGGGUUGCAAAUGCAACUUGGGUGGCUAAGAAGUACAUUGAACGUUUUCGAAGGGAGCCUUAUUGGAAGGUAAAGUAUAUGAUGUUGGAGCUGAGGCAAACGCAUAAUGUGGUCAUUUCGAGGAGACAAUACUAUAGGGCGAGGACAUAUGCCAAGCGGAUGUUAGGAGGGUCGUUGAUAGAGGAGUAUAACAAGAUUAGAAGGUAUGUUGGCGCUUUGAAAGAGCGGGAUAGAGAUGGUACCUUUAUUCUCGAGGUUGACCCGUCUAAUGUGCCCAAUCGAGUAUUGUUCAAGAGGUUGUACAUUGGUUUUAGUGGGCUGCGAAGGGGUUUCAUUAGGGGUUGUCGACCAAUGUUUGCUUUGGAUGGGUGCUUUCUUAAAGGUGAGGUUAAAGGGAUGCUUUUGAGUGCUGUUGGUAAAGAUAGGAUGUUCCCUAUUGCUUGGGCUGUAGUGGAAGGGGAAAGUAGUAAAACAUGGAAUUGGUUUGUUUCUAUUUUACAGCAAGAUCUUAGGACCAUUGUUGUCGUGGGUGGACAGUCAUAUCUGACCAGCAUAAGGGACUUGUGCAAGCACUAA
Molecule: messenger RNA, 1062 nt
Organism: Linum trigynum
Lineage: Eukaryota; Viridiplantae; Streptophyta; Magnoliopsida; Malpighiales; Linaceae
Source: the annotation of a GenBank genome assembly